Parastagonospora nodorum SN15 is the source of this 756-nucleotide messenger RNA. RefSeq lists its product as hypothetical. The transcript is spliced from 2 exons. The record is from RefSeq and is a predicted model, not a curated record. NCBI's taxonomy places the organism in Eukaryota, Fungi, Ascomycota, Dothideomycetes, Pleosporales, Phaeosphaeriaceae. Bases 1 to 756 code for a protein of 251 amino acids.
AUGCCAUUUCUAAUCCGCCCGCCCCAGCACACAACCGACCCUAAUAACCCCAUCCACGCACACAUAGUCAUCGAGCCCGACUCCAACGAGCGCACCAUCCUGCACGACCUACAAGCCUGGGGCUGGCGCAUCACGCGGCACGAUUUCAACGACGCGGAGUUUGUGUAUACGCUGGGUGCUAUGGAGAGGGAUGUUAAGCGGAGACGCAGACAGACGCAUGCGAUUGCGGGCGAGUUGCACGGGUAUCGCGAGAGAUUGACGCUGGAGGGGGUUUGGGAGAUGGAGGCGGAGAGGGUGGCUGAAAGCGAUCGAUCGCACGCGCCAAAUCAACGGAUUCUCAGAAGACACCGAUCCCAAACGAGAAUUUCCGAGGUUGAUAAAACAUGCCCUCGAUCGCCUUUGUACAGACCGCCCGCACUGAACCAGCUUGUGUACAGUACCAAACCGAUCCCCACCACCACCACCACACUACGCAUUCUAAACCUCUCCCCCAAAUCCCCCACACCAACACAAAAAAAACACCUCCCCCGUUCCCCCAUCUGGCCCCUCUUUCCCCCAAAAUUCUUCAAACACCUCAGCAAGCACGGUUCCUCCACCCCUACCCGCCCCGUCCCGCGCACACAAUCCGUCCCCUCUGCCCCCCAUCAACCCCUACAUCCGCACCCACCUGACCCACCCCGGCCCCCCGCGCUCUUGAAUACAAUUACAGUGCUUGGUGCUCAUGUGGAUCCGAACGGAUGCUCGGCGUGGGAUUGA